GAUGCCAAGAAUCAAGCAGAAAACUGUCGUAUGGACUGCAAAUCGCGAUAAUCUGACGCUCCCAAGUGACGCGGCUUUGAUAUUCAAUACUGAUGGUAGACUCAUCGUGCAGUUGAAUCAAAGCCAGCAAAUACCCGUUUCAAAUGUUAAUCAAUCGGCUUCGUCGGCCUCGAUGCUUGAUUCGGGUAACUUUGUGCUCUACGAUUCAGAAUCGAAGAUCAUAUGGCAGACUUUUGCUUCUCCGACGGAUACUAUUGUAGAAGGACAACCCCUUUUGGCAGACAGAAGAUUGGUGUCUAGCAUAUCCGAAACCAAUCAUUCGAGAGGAAUAUUCGAACUGAUUAUGCAAGAUGAUGGAAAUUUGGUAAUGUAUCCUACUGAUCUAUCUCCAAGAAUAUCAGCUUAUGCUUAUUGGAGUACCUUUACUUCAUUAGCAGGAAAUAAUGUGAGUUUACAUCUUGAUGCAGACGGCCAGUUAUACAUGCUAAAUAGUACCGGCUUUGUUAUCAAGACUCUCAGAAAUAGGGGAACCGUGUCUGGUAACUCGAUCCACCGUGCAACAGUUGAUGCAGAUGGAAUAUUCAGGUUGUAUUCACAUAAUCUGGAUCAGAAUAGUGAUUGGUCGAUUGAGUGGAAAGCUCCGGAAAACAUAUGUGACCCGAUUGGCUUUUGCGGCUUGAAUUCAUAUUGUACUAUCAUAAAUCAAGGAAGCGAAUGCGCUUGUCUUCCUGGUUUUGAUUUCAUUGAUCGUGGGCAGAAGAAUUUGGGCUGCAGGCGGAAUUCGACUUUAGAUGAUUGUAUCAGCUUCGAAAAGAGUAAUUUUACCAUGCAUGAAUUGGAUAAUUUAUCAUGGGAAGAUGGCCCUUAUUCUACACUCGCGUCAAGUACGAGCAUUCAAUGCAGAGAUUGGUGUUUAGAGGAUUGCUACUGCGAAGCUGCAAUAUACAACAAUAAAGAGUGCAGAAAACAAAAGCUUCCUUUGAGAUUCGGAAGGUUUCGACAAGAUGGACAGAUAACAACUUUCGUAAAGGUAAGCAUUGGAGAAUCUGGAGGGGAAGACAGGCGAUUAGAGCCACCACCCACCUCAACAAAAAACAGAAAUAAGCUGCAAAUUGGUAUUUUAGUUGGUGGUGUUAUAUGUUUAGCUCUUGGGUUGAUUGGCUUAGCAAUAUCUAGUAUACUUACUUUAAGGUACCGUGUUUCGCCGUAUAGAGAACUCUCUGAUGGGGGACUAGUUUUGGAUGCAGCUCUACGGUCAUUUACAUACCAAGAGCUCGUAAUAGCAACCAAUGGUUUCAGUGAGAAAUUAGGAAGAGGAGCUUUCGGAACAGUUUUCAAGGGAGCCUUGUUGAGGGGGCAAACGAGGAUUGCUGUAAAGAAACUAGAAAAAGUGAUGGCCGAUGGAGAAGUAGAAUUCCAGAAUGAAAUUAGAUCAAUUGGUAGAACUCACCACAAAAACCUCGUACACUUGCUCGGUUACUGCCACGACAAGUCCAACAUACUUCUGGUUUACGAGUUCAUGAAAAAUGGAUCACUUGCCGAUUUUCUCUUCAAUUCUGCAGAAAAGCUAAGUUGGGGAGACAGAACUGGAAUUGCUUUAGACAUAGCGAGAGGGAUCCAGUACCUACACGAAGAAUGCGAAACUCAGAUCAUUCACUGCGAUAUAAAUCCAAAAAAUAUACUAAUGGAUGAAAAUUGGCAUGCAAAAAUAUCAGAUUUUGGUCUAGCAAAGCUGUUAAUGCCAGACCAAAGCAAGACGGUGACCGGGAUCAGAGGAACGAGGGGCUAUGUUGCUCCGGAAUGGUAUAAGAACCAGGCGGUGACAACAAAAGCAGAUGUAUACAGUUUCGGCAUUGUGUUUCUUGAGAUCAUAUGUUGCAGGAGAAGUGUUAGUAUGGAUGUUCCUGGCAAUGAAGCUAUUCUUGUAGAGUGGGUUUAUAGUUGUUUUGAAGAAAAUGAACUGCACAAGCUAGUAAAUGGAGAAGAAGUGGAUGCUGAGACAUUGAAGAUGAUGGUGAGUGUUGGGCUCUGGUGCAUUCAAGACGAGCCAUCGUUUCGUCCUUCAAUGAAGAAGGUGGUAUUGAUGUUGGAAGGUUUAGCAGAAAUACCAAUUCCUCCCAUCUCAAAUUCUUUUAGCAAUGUACUUGUAUCAUGAUCUAUAAUCACUUAUUAGUCCCUUCUUCUUGAAAUGAAUAGAUCGAUUAUUUUCUUAAAUAAAUCAGUUUUUCUGUUACCUUUAAAGAGCUAAAGAUAACCAUCUAUAGCUUACACGUUAUGUUAGUGAAGCCUCGGCUGGAUAAGAAUUCAGUUUGUAUUUGAUCGUAUCAUAACCGAAUUGAACUCGAACUUGAUUUUAUGUUCA
Messenger RNA from Mercurialis annua (annual mercury), 2362 nucleotides. Its product is annotated as G-type lectin S-receptor-like serine/threonine-protein kinase LECRK4. Gene Ontology annotation, biological process: protein phosphorylation; recognition of pollen. The record is from RefSeq and is a predicted model, not a curated record. The transcript has a single exon. NCBI's taxonomy places the organism in Eukaryota, Viridiplantae, Streptophyta, Magnoliopsida, Malpighiales, Euphorbiaceae. Gene Ontology annotation, molecular function: ATP binding; protein serine/threonine kinase activity. The coding region runs from base 2 to 2155 and encodes 717 amino acids.